Salvelinus namaycush (lake trout) is the source of this 4478-nucleotide messenger RNA. RefSeq lists its product as uncharacterized. Lineage: Eukaryota; Metazoa; Chordata; Actinopteri; Salmoniformes; Salmonidae. Bases 204 to 3530 code for a protein of 1108 amino acids. The record is from RefSeq and is a predicted model, not a curated record. The transcript is spliced from 14 exons.
CUGCAGCCUGGGUCCUCGACCUCGGUACAGACAAGGCCUCCAUCCUACUUGAGGUGCUGAAACUCCAAACAGAGAAGAAACCAGUUAGACUGAAGGGCUGGCUAGAAACUGAUAAAAGCAAAAUAUGGAGUUUUCUUCGGUGCCUACCAUAUAUUUCACAACUGAGGAUUGUUCCUCAAGAUGAGAGUGAUACAGAGGUGAAGAUGCCUACACUGACUUCUGAGCAACUAAAGAGAUUCUUCCUUUUGCACCUGCUUGAUCAUGGAGAUCUGGACAACACUGAGACAGGACAGAGCUCUGUUGAGGAACUGUUGUCAGUUCUUGGGUUUGCUCAUUCAGACGACUCUCCAGAAAGGUGCUUGUUUCUGUUAGAUCUGUUCUCACAUGGGAAAGACUACGAGACUCAAACAGGCAGAAAAGUUUGUCAAGCAUUACUUCCUGUUUAUCGGUCAGCCCCUGCAGUCUGGUCCAUAGACCUCUCGGAGAGAAAGGGCUCUCUAAGCUGUGAUGACCAGUUCCAGCUGUCUCUGUGGUGUGCACUCCCUGACGGCUCAGAAUGGGAUGCACAGCUAGCCUCCUCACUCCUCCAGGCCCUAGACUAUACCAUCACAUUGUCAGGGUGGUUGCCCACUGUAACCUGCAAGGCAGUAGGUGCAGUCCUAGGCCAAUCUGCCCCUGGAGAAAAACUCAACGUCAGUCUCACCCCAGAUAGUAUCUCAUUCCAAGGAGCUGCAUUACUCUUCAAGCAAGUGAAAGAGUUUCACAAACUUAAGGUAAACGAAAUGUCAACAGCGAAGCUGGCCAGAUUGGCAAGGUCAAUGACAUGCCGAAGACCAAUGGUCGUUGAGGAGCUGACUCUUCUCUUCUCUAGGUCAAUUCUAAAAGAAGGGGUGCAGUGUAGAGUGCUCAGUGGUUUAGCUUUACUCCUUAGAGUUUGGACUGUAAGGGUCUUAAAUCUGAUAGACUGUCCAAUCCAGGGUUUCCUUCUCACUACCUUGUUGUGUCAUCAGGGUCCACUCACUAUCAGGCAAGUUUCUAGAUCUUCUUCACACUUGAAAAAAUAUGGACUUUUGUUUUGUGAGGUGUGCUAUUGUUUUGAAAGAUGGGUUUGUGUAUGUUUCCAUGACAGACUGAGUAAGGAGACUCUGCAGCAGCUGGCUGUUGUGGUGUAUGAGGCUCAGGAUGAGGAACUGACCCAAUGCUUUCUGGAAAAGUUGGGUAGUGAUCUGUCUAACUGUACACUGGACUGGGAUGUGCUUCACUACUUGCUGAAGACCACCACACAACCCAUCACCAUCAACCUCAGGAGGAGCAGAAUCAGAGACCAAUACAUACCUUAUCUCCUCCCUUUGCUGGAGAAUGUUCACUUUCAAAGAACAAGCUCCCAGUUUGAAAGGACAGCUCUGAGAGAAAUACAUGAGCAACGUGCUGGUCACUUGGUGAACAGUUUAUUGAAGUCAUCAGAUGACUGGAUCGACCUGAACAACCUGGUUUUGAACCAUGAUGACUGUGAAGCACUUCGUUUUGCCCUGCACUACAGUGACGGUGUCAAACUCAACUUGUUGUUGACCAUCAUUCCAAAGGAGGAAAUGGAGAGCAUUCUGACUCUUCUACACAGAGUCUCUGAGCUCAGGGUAGACAGGAAACUAUUGCUGGAGCUGCUCCAUACCUGUGCAGGAUUGAGAAGGAGGAGAGGAGUGGCACCUGCACUCCUGACACUGCUGCAUCACAAACUGGACCUCUCCUGCUCCUCUGCCAUAGACCUAUUUGGGCAGGAGAAAGAGACUGUUUUGAGCCUCAGUUUUGGAGACUGUAGGGUCAUCUCCGCGGCCAUCCAGGAAGCUGAUGGUGACACAGAGCUGAUCCUACAUGACUGCCAUGUUGAGGAUGCAGGACUAGAGGAGCUGUUUCAUGUUUUGCACAGGAUUCAUAUGAGCUUUGGAAAACCUCUUCUGCUGCAAAUCCUGCACUUGAUAUUUGUGGAAGAUGGCGACAGGUCAGUGAGGCUUGCUUCAUUACUCUCCAGAGCCCUGGAAAAGAAGGUGGACCUCAGUCAGAGCCCUUUAGACUCGAGGGCCUGUUCAACACUUGCCUUGGUUCUAGAACACUCGGAAGGGCUUUCCGAGCUGGACCUCAGUGACUGCCACCUCACUGACACACACCUGGAUGUGCUGCUCCCACAUCUGCACAAAGUUCAAGUCCUGAAUCUUUGCAAUAAUGAAAUCACCGACAAAGGUGCUGUGAAACUUAACCUAUACAUGAUCGGCAAUAGCUUUACAGAAACUGUAUGGCUCUCCAACAAGAUGAUCACUGAGUUUGACAUCUUAUUGGCGGACAAUCGCUACAAACUGUGGCCAGCUCAUGUGGAGCCUGGGCACGAUCAGCGCGUUACUUCCCUGGGAUCUACCUCUGUGACAAAUGAGACCUCUAAAAAAAAAACCCUCAUUGAAGAAUUUGACCCUGACAAAACAAUAACAGACAAGAUUACCUACAGGUUCCAGUGUGGGUCUCGUGGCAGGUUUCAGUGCAGAGCUACAGGGCUGGUUUUUGGGAUGAGGGGGGCAGGGAUUGUGGAGUACAGUGUGGUCCACUGGGACAGGGAUAUCCUUGCUAACACCAGCUAUGAGCCUGCAGGCCCCUUGUUUCAACUCAGGAGUCCAGAGGGACAUAUGUACCAACUACAUCUACCUCACUGCGAGGUUACGGUGUCUGCAGCUGAGAACCUUCUUGUGGCCCACAUAUGCAGAAAGAACAGGGAGUUCUUAAUACCCAAGGUGACACACUCACACGUGAUUGUAAGCAUUAGUGGGCUUUCAAGUUAUGGAAAAGCUCGUAAAAAACAAUCCAACAGCAACAGUAUCCAAGGACAGGUGCUACUGUUCCUUGAGCCUGAAGCAACUCCAAAAGAGCAAAGGCUCUGGGUGUUCCUGCUGCCCCGAGACAUGCCGCCAGACGAGGUGGAAAAUCAGCACAAAGAGUUCACAUUCAUUAAGACCAGCUCAUCCUGUAUGCUGACACCCACAGCCAAAUAUAGUGUGACUUCUGACCUCAAACAAGGCUUUCUUGUUCAACCCAAAAAAUGCACAUUGCACAUUGCACAUUGCACAUACCAACACGCCACCUUUGAGGUCUUCUUGAACCGUAGUAUCACAGAACUCAAUAUGAAAAUUCUGGAGACAAAGCUAAAGACGCGGAAACGCUGGUGUCGCCGAGUGAUUCUCAACACACCACGGGAUAAUGCUGCUCAGGUGAAAAGAUUCACUGAGCAGCAGUGGAUAAAGAACCUGUGUGAAAUACUGGGAGAACUGUCAAAGGACGAAAUUAAGAAGCUUAAGUCAAUGAUGAGGAAUAAGGAACAAAAGCCAAUCGCCAAGAGUGCUCUGGAGGGACGAAAAAGCCCUGAGGAGCUUGCAGAGCUGAUAGUGGAGACCUGGGGGGUGCAUGACUCCAUCAAGGCCACCAAAGAGUUCUUGGAGAGACUGCCACGCAACGACGAUCGAGUGACAUCCUUGCUGCAGCCAUUCUUGUAGCAAUUUGGCAAAGGGUGGGGUGGGAGAUGAUGGAAAUGUGGUGGCUACCUGCAAAAAACUAUGGGAGUAUGUUUUUACAAGGUCCAAAAAAACUCAGGGAAAAUAAAAUCCAUUAAAAUUGAUAUAAUGAACAGAACAUUUAGAGAACAACUAUACUGUAUUGCAGUUGUCUUUAAUUUUGUAAACUUUUUGAAAAAAAAUCAAGUUUAGUUGAACAAUAUUUUGAGAUUUGAUGUAUAUUUCUAUAUUUUAAAACUUUUUUAAAUCACUGAAAUAUGUACAGUAUGACCAACGACAUCUUUGUAGUUCAAUGUAUAUUUAUAUUUUUUAACUUUUUUUUCAACCACCAGAAUAAUAUGUAAAGUAUGACCAAUUACUUUUUCUACCUGUUUGAAUCAUAGCGUUGUCUCAUCCACACAUUCUGAUAUAACCAUGAAUCUAAUCCGUGGCCAAUUAUUUUUCUACCCUUUCACUGUCAUAAUGGUACAAAUCUUUGCAGCAAAUACUAAAACUAGUAUGUAUGAUUAUUGUUAUCCUCAUUUGACAUCAGGAAAGACAAAAAUGCCAAAGCCCUCAUCAUUAGUGUACUUGCUGUUAUUCCCUCUUAAUAGUCACAGUUUGCAUCACAUAGUAACCAAUUCUUGAUAUUAACCAAUUGCCUACACUGCUGUGCUUGAUGUUUUUUAUUUUUUAUUUUAUUAAAUGUGCUUUUCUAUGCAAUAAAGAUUAGGGUACACACUGAGCAAUAACCUACAAUAUUGGUAGGCUUUAACCUAAUAUUUUGUUGAUUAAAUACAUUAUUUAUAUUGCAUUAUUGAACUCUUCUUAUACAAUAAACUGCAGUCAACAGACUGCACUAGCCCAAUAGCAGCUAGCUAGCUGCAAUCCUGAUCGGCUUCCCCUGGCUAACGUCCCUGUCCCGAAGCAAGCACCAACUAGCCUGGAGCU